Molecule: messenger RNA, 1767 nt
Organism: Vigna unguiculata (cowpea)
Lineage: Eukaryota; Viridiplantae; Streptophyta; Magnoliopsida; Fabales; Fabaceae
Source: RefSeq, a predicted model, not a curated record
AUGGCCAAUAUUUCACAGACUUUUUCUGAAGGGGCUUCAAUAAACAGACCACCCUUAUUUUCUGGAGAUAACUAUCCUUUCUGGAAAAUCAGAAUGAAAAUCUUUUUAGAAUCAGUUGAUAAAGGUGUGUGGGAUGCUAUUGUUAAUGGUCCAUUUAUACCUAUAAAAAUUGAGGAAGGAAAAGCUAUACCUAAAGAUUUUCUAUCUUGGACUCCUGAUGAAAAUAAACGUGCUCAUUAUGAUGUGAGAGCUAAGAAUAUAAUCUCAUCUGCACUAACAUUGGAUGAAUUCUACAGGGUAUCAAUUUGUCAAUCUGCAAAAGAAAUGUGGGAUGUGUUAGAGGUAACUCAUGAAGGCAUGGAUGAAGUCAAGAGAGCUAGAAAGAACACAUUAGUUCAAGAAUAUGAAAUGUUUAGGAUGAAGGCUGAGGAAACAAUCUAUGAUGUGCAAAAAAGGUUCACUCAUAUUGUGAAUCAUCUCAUAGCAUUGGGAAAGGUCUUUGAAAAGGAAGAAUUGAAUAUCAAAAUUCUGAAAAGUCUGAAUAGAGCAUGGCAGCCUAAGGUUACUGCAAUCUCUGAAUCAAGAGAUCUCACCACAAUGAGUAUGGCAACUCUCUUUGGAAAAUUAAGAGAGCAUGAAUUGGAACUUGGACGUUUAAAAGAGGAAGAGGAAGGAGAGAAAAGGCAAAGCAUUGCAUUAAAAGCUGCUGCAAAAACUGACGGAAGAAGCAAAACCAAGGAUAAAGAAACUGCUGCAGAACAAGAGGAUGAAGCUUCUGAUUCUGAGGCACUAAAUCUGAUGGUAAAACGUUUUUCAAAGUUUUUAAAGUACAAAAAUAAAUCAAAUGGAAAAUCUGCUGCAGGAAAUAGAAGAUUCUCUUCCAAGAAGCAAGAGUCAUCUUCCAGCGUUCCAACAUGUUAUGAGUGUGGUAAAUCUGGUCAUAUCAAACCUGAGUGUCCAAUUCUCAAGAUCAAAAAAAAGUUGGAAGAAAAAAAUGAGGCCACAAGCAAGUCCAAGAGAGUGAAGAAAGCGUAUAUUGCUUGGGAGGAUAAUGACUCCAGCACCUCUAGUGAUUCAAGUGAAAGCAAUGAAGAAGAAACAAAUCUAUGUUUGAUGGCUGAUACAAAAUCCUCUGACAGUAGUGUAAGUGAUCUUGAUCUUGAAUCUAUUGAUGAAAGCUAUGAAACUAGGUUCUAUCAACUACUUGAUGUGUAUAAUGAGUUGCAUGAAGAGGCUAGAAAGCUGCAAUACGCUAAUAACAGACAUAAAGGUGAAAAUAGGUGGCUUGAAAAUAGAUUAAAACAACUUGAAACUGAAAAUGAAGAACUGAAAACUGAGCUUGAAAAUAUUGAAAAGCACAAAAGUGAAAAUUGCAAAAAGAGUGUGAUUAAUUGUGAAAAUUGUUCCAAGCAACUAGAGAGAAUCAAAUAUCUAAUGAGUACCCUAACUAGAUUCACCCUAGGAAGAAAUUAUCUAGAUGCUAUGCUAGGUUCACAAAGAAGUGUACUGAACAGAGAAGGCAUAGGAUAUGCAGAACACGAAAAUCAACUAGGUAAUCAACUAGAAUCCAGGAAAUCCAUUAACAUGAGUAAACCAUCUUCCACUGUAUGUUUUUACUGUUGCAAAUCUGGUCAUACAUCAAAUAAAUGUUACUUUAAAAAGCAUGGUGUUCCUGAAGGUAAAUAUAAAUGGAUAGUUAAGGAUUCAAAUGUUUUGUCUAACAUGAAAGGACCCAAACUAAAUUGGGUACCUGCAUCAUCUCUUUAA